Molecule: messenger RNA, 2584 nt
Organism: Leptopilina heterotoma
Lineage: Eukaryota; Metazoa; Arthropoda; Insecta; Hymenoptera; Figitidae
Product: leucine carboxyl methyltransferase 1
Exons: 4
Coding region: 131-1081 (316 amino acids)
Biological process (GO): C-terminal protein methylation
Cellular component (GO): cytosol
Molecular function (GO): protein C-terminal leucine carboxyl O-methyltransferase activity
Source: RefSeq, a predicted model, not a curated record
GCGUGGAAAAUAUACAAUGGCCGCUCGCGCUGUUUGCAGUAAUUUUGGAGUGAAUUAAAAAAAACGUGAAAUAAUGUAUAAGUGUAAUUGAUAAACAAACAAAAAAAAACACAGAAAACGAAAAAGCGUCAUGAUUAAAGAAAUGGCGAAUGAUGAGGCCGUACAGGCAACAAAUGAUGAUGCAAGUGAAUGUAAAAAAUAUGCGGUUCAAUGUGGAUAUUGGUCGGAUCCAUUUAUAAAUUAUUUCGUCAAGCACACCAACAAGAAGACACCAGAAAUUAAUCGUGGAUAUUAUGCCAGAGUCAAGGGUGUUGAAGUGUUUAUUGAUAAAUUUUUAAAGUUAUCCGGUGGAAAAGGUCAAAUUAUAAAUCUCGGCGCAGGUUUUGACACUCUUUAUUGGAAACUCAAAGAUGCUGGAAAUAGUCCAGUGAAUUUUAUAGAACUAGAUUUUUCCAAUAUUACUGCGAAAAAAUGUUAUCACAUUAAAAAGCAGAAGCAAUUGAUAGAUAGGCUUAAUACAGAAGAUGGAGAAAUAAGAUUUUCCUCGACAGAAUUGCACGCAGCUAAUUACCAUUUAGUUGGCGUAGAUUUGCGUCAUACUUCGGAUUUGGCGAAUAAAUUGUCACAGGCCGAGGUGAAUUUCAAUUUGCCAACUUUGUUCCUCGCUGAAUGUGUUCUUGUUUAUAUAGAAACAAAUUCGGCGUCGUCACUUUUACAAUGGUUUGCUGGAAAGUUCCCAAAUAGUCUUUUUAUUAACUACGAGCAAGUAAAUAUGCGAGAUAAAUUUGGACAAGUUAUGCUCUCUAAUUUACGUAGUCGUGGUUGUCUUUUGGCUGGAGUUGAAGAUUGCGAAUCUUUGGAAACACAACAAAGACGGUUCACAGUAAACGGAUGGGAAGGAUCGAAUUCUUGGACGAUGGUUGAGGUUUAUGAUUCUUUGCCAGAAAGUGAGCGAAUUCGAAUCGAGCGAAUAGAACUUUUGGAUGAAAGGGAAUUGCUGACUCAACUAUUGCAGCAUUACUGCAUCGCUGUAGCUUGGAAUGGAACGAUGUUUAAAAACCUCUCCAUAGCUCAGGGUUAGGCCUACCCAAUCAUCUCAGUUACUCCAGGUAGUGACAUUUUUUUAUUGAUUAUUUGAUUAAUUGAAUGAAAACUUAUGUUAGCGUUAAACCCAAAAAAAUUACUUAUUUUUCAAGCAGCUAUUAUAAGUAGCUUGAUUAGUUGCGUCCUUUCAUUUCUUUUAAUUGAUAAUAGAAAAAACAAAGCAGUACAGACUGAUUUAAUAUUUAUUAGUUAAGCUCAACGUUCAAGGAGAGGAAAGAACUUUGAAUAAUGCUGAUAUCAUAGAAAUAGGCCAAGUUCCAAAAAAUGAGAACAAUUUCUUUUGCCGAACAGGAACAAGAAUUAGCAGUAACUUUUAAAUUUAAUUUUACAUUAAUCGCACAAUAUUUCGAAUUCUCUCCUAUUUCUAUGAAAAUCAAAAAUUACUUCCAUAGAAGAUUCAAUGUGUUGAGCUUCUUAUUGGAAUUAUAAUAAUAUAUGGAAAUGUUAUUUAUUCUGGCGGAAUACUUACUGUGAUUGUUUCCAAUUUUAACAUAAAAAAACUACUUCUCAAGUAUGGGCCAAAUGCUCAAAGAAAAAAGGAAUCUUUAAAAUUACGUAGUUUUAGUAAGAAAAACAACUAUAAAAUAGAAUUCAUUUAUAAUCUAGAUUUUGGAUAUUUCAAUCAUCUCUAAGAAAGUAAAUUUGAAAAAUUAAUUAUAUAUAUAUUUACCCUUUAAAAGGUGUAGAAAUUUAAGAUGAGAGCAAACGAAUUAAUUUACAAAACGUGAAAAAAAUAAAAUUUAUGCGCAACGAAAGUAAAAAAAAAAAAGAAAUUUCAUGAAAAUUUUUAAAAACGUCUCCAUCUUGAAUAGAAACAUUAUUCUUUAAUAAUUUAUUAAUAUUUUUUUCAUAUACAUAGGUAAUCUAUAAUAAUUAUUGUGAGAUGAAACAUUUUUUUCUUUUAAUGUGAUUAUUAGUUAUACGAUUCUAGUUUUUCUUUGUCGUUUCUGUAUGUACAUAAAAUAACAAAAGAAUUACAGUUCAAUUUUUUCAUUUUAUAAUAUAUUUGUACUUUUGCUGAUAUCAUAAUUAUUUAAGGUUGUUCAUCGUCUACAGUCUUUGUUAAAAAAAUAAUAAUAAUAUCGAAAAUUUUCUUUAUUUGAUUUUCAUUUUCAGAAAAUUUUAAUAUCUAAUUAAUAAUAGAAGUGAAAAACCAAAUUUAAUAUCAUUAUGUUGACAUUUAAUUUAAACUCAAAGAGACUGUCGCAGGUAAACCACCUUAAAGGCAUUCACAUUCAGGGAAACCAGGGUUGUAAAAGCUUUCAAAGAAAUGUUGUUUUUAGAUAAAAAGAAAAGCAGUGCUGAAUCAAAUUCAAAACUAUUUUUUUGUAAGGUUAGGAAGCUAAAGAAUACACGUCAAGUAUAAUAUAAAUACUUAAUUAAUUAUAUAUAAAUUAUUAAUAAUAACAAUAUCAUAUUAUAUUUUCAAGUCAUUAGAGGUGACAAUUGUAAAUAUAAUUAACUGCUAUUGAACUGAUAA